This is a messenger RNA of Purpureocillium lilacinum, 1860 nucleotides long. Lineage: Eukaryota; Fungi; Ascomycota; Sordariomycetes; Hypocreales; Ophiocordycipitaceae. The record is from RefSeq and is a predicted model, not a curated record.
AUGGUGUCGACGCUGCUGAGCCAGUACGCCAUACCUCAUGUCGUCCUCGAGAGGGAUGCCGAAGUGACGGCAGACCCUCGCGGGAUUGCGCUGGAUGAGGACGGCAUUCGUUGUCUUCAAGCCUGCGGCAUCUACGACAAGGUCUUUACAGAGAUAGGCCAAGCUAUGGGAACUUUCAGGUUCGUCGGGGGCGUCCAUAGCAAUCUAUCUCGAAAGCCAUUCAUGGCAAUGGACUACAGCACGACUGAGGGUGGCACCGGUCAUCCCGGCUUUUUAUGCCAUCGCCAGCCACUGAUUGAGUCAAACCUCAGGUUGCGCAUGAAAGAACUUGGUGUGGCAGAUAUUCGAUUGGGUGCCUGCGUUGAUGCGAUACGUGAGGACAGCGAAUGGGUCUACGCUUCUUACACCGUUCCUUCUGGUGACACGCACACCAUCCGCAGCAGGUUCCUUGUGGGCGCCGAUGGCAAAACUGGCUUCACGCGAAAGAACUACCUGGAGCCGCGAGGCGUAGCCUUGGAAAGAGAAGCGAGUGCGCCCUACGACAAAGUAUGGGUUGCACUCAACUGGAGAAUCACAUUUCCGACUCAAGCGACUCACCCGGAGUUUCCGUUGUGGGAGAAGGGCUACACGCCAGAGCAGGUCUACAAUGAGUUCUUCCCUAAGAACUUCCGAUUCUUGUGCAACCCUACUCGCGCGGCCGUCUGUGGUCGGUUCGGCCUCGAGAGCGACCGCCUGUGGCGCUUCGAGUUUGUUGUCCUGCCGGGAGAAGACUCGACCGAGAUGGCAAGCCCGGCAAAUAUUGCCAGGAUUGUCUACCCGUACAUAACCCAUCCUGGAUCUCAAUACGGGCUGCCCCAGAAGGAAAUCAUGUUCCCUCUGGACUGUAUUGACGUACUUCGCUGUCGUCCCUUCCGCUUCGCAGCAAGAAGCUGCAACAAGUGGUCGCUCGGCCGGGUGAUACUUUGCGGCGACGCAGCGCAUGUCUUUCCGCCAUUCGGCGGCCAAGGCAUUGCCUCGGCCUUUCGCGAUGCUUUGUCGCUGGUUUGGCGGCUCCGAAUAGCGGUUAAUCGUCCCUCAGGGCCUAAUAGAGUAGAUCACGAGAAGCUGCUCGAAGGCUGGUACUCAGAGCGAAAACAACAGCUCGAAAAGUCCCUCAGAUCAACCGUCGAAAACGGAGAUUACGUCACCGAAUCGAGCGCCGUCAAGAUAUUCGUGCGUGACUGGUAUCUUUGGACACUUCAGCUUGUUCCCAGCUGGAAACACUGGCUUCACCUUGGCAACCGCAGGGAAGGGAUGGUCAAAUACAAAUGGGUCGACGGGAAGGGCAUGGCCUUCGUGCCAACUCUAGGGGGUGGCAUCAACUUUCCCCAGGUGUAUGCCAAGCGACUCGCUGGCAAGCAGUGUCAAACUGAGCCAGUUCAUCUUACAGACGACGUCAUAUUUGCUUCCAACAAAGUCGGUCUGUUCCAGCUUGUCGUUCUACUGACUCCAGUCAAUGGUCACAAUCCAGUGUUCGACUUUGGAGAACUGGCGGGCUUAAAAGAGGCGACGGGUGGUCAUCUGAGAGAAGGUGAGGCGUCUGUCUUUCUGAACGCCACCGGGCCCGCUCAGUUGGGCAGCGAGUCUGAAACCGCAUAUCGCCUUGCAACAGCCGACGAGUUCGCAGAGGAUGUCCUCUGCGCCAAUAGGCCGUACCCGAGAGGCUACGACCCUUUCCGCAUGGCCAAGGGGGUUGGAUCUCGCAGAUUUAUUGUCUUGCGGCCAGACCGCUUCGUCUUCGCUGCUGUGAACACCACGGCCGAGCUGGUCGAUGUGGCGAGAAUGAUCCGCAGCCUUGUGGACAACGGGAGGUUGAAAUAG